UUGAGUUUAGUUCACGUUCUCUCUCAGUAGAAAGUAGAGCGAGAUUAGCAUAUUCGUUAAACUAAAUCCACCGUUGCUCGCUGACCGACAAUGCUCUGACCCUGUUAUCCUAAAACGUGCUCAUAUAUGUAGGGCACGGGAUAGAGUUUGCGCGGUUACACACUGGAAUGCAAUAUACCCAAUUCAAUAUUGGUGGGGUAAACAGUAGUUGAUGUAUUGAUUUUUAGUUUCCAGAGCCACCACAAUCACGCUAAGGAGACGAGUUACGAUUAGUUAAGUCUCUGCAUUUUGCAGAUAUGUCUCACAAGGAGAGACCCACUUUCUACAGACAGGAGCUUAACAAGACGAUAUGGGAGGUCCCGGAGCGGUACCAGAGCCUAUCCCCGGUUGGAUCGGGAGCCUACGGAUCUGUCUGCUCAUCAUAUGACGUUAAGACAGGGCUGAAGAUAGCGGUGAAGAAACUGUCAAGGCCGUUCCAGUCUGUGAUCCAUGCUAAAAGGACUUACAGAGAACUACGGCUCCUCAAACACAUGCAACACGAGAAUGUAAUUGGUCUGUUGGAUGUGUUCACACCCGCCACCAGCCUAGAAGAGUUUAACGACGUGUAUCUGGUGACCCACCUGAUGGGGGCAGACCUCAACAACAUUGUCAAGUGUCAGAAACUGACGGAUGACCACGUUCAGUUUCUCAUAUAUCAGAUUCUCAGGGGGCUCAAGUAUAUCCAUUCAGCAGACAUCAUCCACAGAGAUCUAAAACCUAGUAACCUGGCUGUGAAUGAGGACUGUGAGCUCAAGAUCCUGGAUUUUGGUUUGGCGCGACAUACGGAUGAUGAGAUGACCGGUUAUGUGGCGACCAGGUGGUACCGUGCCCCCGAGAUCAUGCUCAACUGGAUGCACUACAACAUGACAGUUGACAUUUGGUCAGUGGGCUGCAUCAUGGCGGAGCUGCUUACCGGACGGACAUUAUUCCCUGGAACUGACCAUAUAAACCAGCUGCAGCAGAUCAUGAGGCUGACAGGGACACCCCCGGCCACUCUCAUUAGCAGGAUGCCCAGCCACGAGGCCAGAAACUACAUCAACUCUCUUCCCUCAAUGCCCAAAAGGAACUUUGCUGAUGUGUUUAUUGGCGCCAACCCACUAGCGGUGGAUCUGUUAGAGAAGAUGUUGGUUCUGGACACUGAUAAGCGGAUUACAGCGUCCGCGGCACUGGCACACCCCUACUUCGCCCAGUACCAUGACCCAGAUGACGAGCCCGAGGCAGAACCAUAUGACCAGAGCUUCGAGAGCCGUGAGCUGGAGAUAGAGGAGUGGAAAAGGUUGACAUAUGAGGAGGUUUGCAGUUUCGAACCCCCGCCAUUCGAUGGAGAUGAGAUGGAAUCCUGAGGGGACCAGAGUGAUGUAAUCUCAGAUCCCACCCUCCUAUGGAACUGUAUUGAGGAAGAGCCAUCUACACACUCAUCUAGGGCCAGCUAUACAUUUCCUCUCCUAAUCAUUUAGGUUAGGAUCACACUGUUAGGUGUAUGCUGAUCCUAGAUCAGAACGUUUAGGCAACAUCCUCCCAGAGCACGCAAGCCUGUGUCAGGACUAUCAACUCUGACUUUUUCACCAACAAACAGGAAACCACAAAAUUCAAGUGCCUGCUGUCAUUUAUUUAGCAUUCAAGGUUAGCAUUCAAGGGCCAUAGGGACCUUACUGUACCCUCUGCCACCCUCCCUUUCACUGUAUCAUAUUUUAUCAUCUUAGUUUGGGUCUCUUGACAAAACCGGGAUAAUUGUCAAAUUUUUUAAUUGUAAAAAAAAUUCACUGAAAAGGUGCUCCGAUAUUAGCCUUUAAUAAGGCAAAAAAUAAGAAGAAACCACUGCUACAUUCAGUUAUUUCAGAUUUUAGCUUUUUAGUUCAUUUUACAAAUGAGUUGGAAACCCAACAGUGGCAGUGAACUUGGCUAACAAACAUUCUGUCUCUGCAGUCAAACUCUGAUUUCAACUAUGUUGAUUUCAUGUGUAAAUAAGCCAGCACACUUGUAAAUAAAUGAACUUGUGCAUCAAUAGUAACACUGCCAAGAGGUCAGUGUUAUAAUACAGCACCAAGCCCCAUUCACCAAACCCUCAUUGCUUUAAAAUGUGCCACUAGCAAGGGGGAGAACAGCUUUCAGUGGUUGAGUUUGUAUUUGUUCAUCCUUCUCUUUCUAGCUUGUUUUAUUUAUAUUUUUUGUAUGUUUCCACAAUUUUUCACUCUUCAUCCCUAUUUUUAUAUUGUUGCCUCGUGGAAAAUGUAUUUUGUGUUCCUGUGUUUAGUCAAGAUGCUUAAUAAGAUGGUUUACUUAGGCCACCUAGUGGUUAGAGAGUGCGGCCAGUAACAUAUUACACUAUGUUAUACAAUUCUUGUUCCUGGAUAGUUAGUGUUAGUUUUUAAUUGCUUAUGCCUAAAAAGUAUAGAUAAUGGCUAUUAUUCCCCAUAAACACUGCUUUUGUGACCAAGACAGUGAUAUUUUGAAAUGUGCCUAUUUCCAAUUAGAAAACAGGUGAAACAUGCGCCCUGCUGUUCCAAUUACGCUCGCAUGUUCUUCUUGAAUUUAUCAGGAAUAGAUGAGAUUAGAUUCAACUUUAUUAUCAUUGAACAAUACAAGGACAGUAUAACGAAAUGCAGUACGCAUCUAACCAGAAAUGCAAAUAGAGGGCAGAAAAUGUAUUAUAUAUUAAGUAUAUGUAUGUUACAAGUAGAAUGUGUCAAUGUGCAAUGAAGGCAAAUGCAGUACAAAUGGCAAUACUAAAUGUGCAUCAAAGAUAUGGACUUUGAGGGCCAUCCUACAGCCCAUUGUGCUGUAGUUCUUCACCAGUCUCAACCAGCUCCACAUAGUUUUCAGCCUUAUGAUUGCCCAGGAAGUCCUGAACCACUGUGACAAAGCUGUUCCAAGCUGCUUUCUCCUUACUAGUGAGCUUCUUGGGGAAUUCAUUGCACUCUAGGAUCUUCUUUAUCUGUGGUCUGACAAGGACACUGGCUUUGACCUUUGCCUCAGACAGCUUAGGGAAGAAGUCUUGAAGAUACUUGAAGGCUGUCGACUCCUUAUCUAGAGCUCUGACAAAUUGUUUUUUAAGGCUCAGUUUCAUGUGCCGUGGUGGCCUCACUACCUUCCAGUGGCUCCCAAUUGACAUUGUUCUUCCCCACAGAACUCUGUCCGCUGUGGCCAGUCCUGCCUGUGGUAAUGCGCCUUGGUGUCCUUGCUGUCCCAAAGACAAAGAUAGCAGGGAAACUUGGUAAAACUGCCCUGGAGACCCAUCAGGAAUGCCACCAGUUUUAAGUAUCCUAUGACCUCCCAGCCUUACUCAUCAGACUUCAUGGCAUCCAGCAAGGUCUUGAUGCUGUUGUAAUCCUCUUUGAGGUGCACCGAGUGAGCCGGGAAGAUGCGUCUUAGCAGAUGCUUCCACAGCGUAAUUUUUUGCUCUCAUCUUGGCCACAGACAUAGCAAAAUGUGGCUGCCGGAUGAUUGCAGCCUCUUGAUGCCAUCUCAGAAAAAUGCAGAUAUCCACUUAGGCAGCUGGAAGGUCCCUGUAUUUAUACUACUAUUUAUAUUACUGGAAAGUUAUAGAAGUUACUCCCAAGUAUCCUCAACACUGAAUCAAUCUAGAAUGUUCUGAAAAAUAGGUAAAUUACAAAACGUCACUGUCCUGGUCACAAAGUCUGACCAAAAAUAGCAAUUUUCGAAACUUUUGAAACAUAAGCAAUUAGGAAAUAACACUUACUACUCGGGAACAAAAAAAAAUUGUUAUACAGUGUUAUUGGUUUGAAUUCCCAUGCCAACAAUAUGAAAAAUCUGUCAUCAUUCCUUUGAGCAAGGUGCUUAACCCUACUAGCUCCUGUGAGCUGCUCUGAAUAAGACUUAAUGCAAAAAUGUUAAAUGUAUGUGAGAGUCCUUAAGUGAGCGUACCCUCUCUUGUGAGGUCUCGGUUCCUCCAUUAUAUCUGUAUGCUCACGCAACAUAGGGAACAGUUGGCCAGAGUAAGUAGAUCAUGAAAAAUGUACACUCAAGUUUAAAAGGGAGAAAAAGGUGUUUUCUUUACUUUGGCAGUGUUAUUAUGAAGGUAAAACAGCCACACAACUUUAGUAGGCGUAAAAAAGAUUAGCAAAAUUGUAAAAAAAAAAAAAGAUUA
Molecule: messenger RNA, 4147 nt
Organism: Esox lucius (northern pike)
Lineage: Eukaryota; Metazoa; Chordata; Actinopteri; Esociformes; Esocidae
Gene: mapk14b
Product: mitogen-activated protein kinase 14b
Exons: 12
Coding region: 297-1382 (361 amino acids)
Biological process (GO): protein phosphorylation; intracellular signal transduction
Cellular component (GO): cytoplasm; nucleus
Molecular function (GO): ATP binding; MAP kinase activity
Source: RefSeq, a predicted model, not a curated record